This is a messenger RNA of Alternaria ethzedia, 294 nucleotides long. RefSeq lists its product as uncharacterized. The record is from RefSeq and is a predicted model, not a curated record. Bases 1 to 294 code for a protein of 97 amino acids. NCBI's taxonomy places the organism in Eukaryota, Fungi, Ascomycota, Dothideomycetes, Pleosporales, Pleosporaceae. The transcript is spliced from 2 exons.
AUGUUGUCCGUCCGCUCCAGUGUCGACAGCAUCUACAGCCGGCUCAGCGGCGAGAAGCCCCUUCCCAAGCCAGCCUACCACUGCAACAUGAACCCGGAAGAGCAGUCCCUCUGGGCCCUUAUCGGAGAAGAAAAGUACGAAUACACACGCGACAAGAAGGGCAGGGUACACAGGCGUCGUCUUACCUACGUCCAACGCGCACAGAAGCAACGUCUGUUCUUUGAGUCACGCGUGGGUCAUGCCAUUGUCGGCGAUGAGUGGAUGAGGAUGAAGCUUCCUUCCCGAAAGUGCUAG